Caenorhabditis auriculariae is the source of this 1635-nucleotide messenger RNA. NCBI's taxonomy places the organism in Eukaryota, Metazoa, Nematoda, Chromadorea, Rhabditida, Rhabditidae. The record is from the annotation of a GenBank genome assembly.
AUGCCCCAAUUCGCCGGCAAAGUCGUUAUCGUUACUGGUAAGUCUUUUUUCUACACAUUUCAAAGAUAUUCUUACAAAAUUAUCAAACUAACUUCGACAUAAUGUUUUAGGAAGCUCCAAUGGAAUCGGUCGCGAAACGGCCAGGCAUUUUGCUGCGGAAGGCGCUCUUGUGACGAUUCAUGGAAGAAAUGAAGAAGCCCUGGAGGUAUUGCUUUUUAAUAAAAUGAGUUAAAACAGUGAAAAAGUUGUUAUCACAAAAAAUACAUUUGUACAACCAAUGAAAGAAAAUAAAAUAAAAAUUCCCCUUAAGCGGCGGAAUACAAUGUAAUUAGUUGACACUGGCGCGCGCUAUCCUUAUUUUUGAUAUUUUUACGCAAGAACUUUUCAUUUUCUUCAUUUUCUUCUAUUUUCUUUUCUUCUCCCCUUUUUACCGAGUGAUAAACUUUCAGCAAGCCAAGAAGGAGGUUCACGAAGCUGGUGGUAAUGAUGUUAUCGUUGUACGCGGAGAUGUUCGCGAAGACAGCGUCCAGAAGAAGUUGAUUGAGGAAACCCUCGCCAAGCAUGGCAAGAUAGAUAUUUUGGUGACCUUUUUGGAAGUUUCUUGGAGUUUCUAUUUGUUUUUUUCAGGUCAACAACGCAGGAGGUAUGGUUGAACUGUGCCCAAGAAAGGGAUUUGAGCAAUCUAUCGAGGAUUUCGACUACAUUAUCGGCUUGAACUUGAGAUCGUUAGUUUUUUUUUUCGGUGAGUCUUUUAAUGUCGAGAGUUUUCAGAGUUUUGUCUUUGACGAUGCUGGCCAUGCCGCACUUGAUCAAGUCGCAAGGAGAAGUCGUUAACGUUAGCAGCAUCGCUGGAUUGAACUUUGGAGUAAGUUAAUAGUUUGAUAAUCCAGAAAACAAUUAAUAAUUCAGGCGGAAAGUGUUCCAUACUACGCUAUCGCUAAAGCGGGUCUUGACCAGUUGACCAGAUCCUUGGGAACUCACUACAUUAAGCAGGGAGUUCGAGUUAACAGUGUCAAGUUGGUUUCAAUUUCCUUAUAGAAAAAGAAGAUAUAUUAAGCCCUGGAAUGGUCCGAACAACGAUCAUGAAGAAGCAAGGAGUUGACAGCGACCUGCAGGAAAAAGGUAAGGCUUAUCAAUACAUUAUUUUAAAUUUUUUUGAUAAUUUAUCUCUUGUACAUAUUUCUGACAGCGAGUAUUUUUAAUUAAGGAAAAAUGGUGUCAAAGUUUAAUAAAGUGGAGUUCUUUGAACAAAUUGUAAAAUUUUUCAAGCGGUUCUCAAAAACUGCCUUCUCUCGACAGAGUUAUCAACAAAGGAGCAGAAAAAAUCCGUUAAAUUGUUCCAAAACAGCCAUUUUUCACUGUUUAAUUACCCUUCGGAACAGUUCAGAAUAUUGAAUACAAAACCCUCGAUUUCAGCUGGAGGCAAUGACUCUGGAAGAAGACUCCAACAUUCCGGAGGGUCGCGUCGGCCUCCCGAGCGAUAUCGCCAAGGCGAUCGCGUACCUCGCCGACCGCAACGCGUCGCCUUUCCUCGUCGGCCAUUUGCUCGUCGUCGACGGCGGCUCCCAUCUCAACAUGCGACUCAUGUCCACCAGCAGCAAGAAAUUCGCCGCGUUGGGCAAACAAAAGCAAUGA